AUGACUUUAUCCAAGUUUGAUAGUCUCCCACCUGAACUAAUCGUCGAAAUAAGUGAUUAUCUAGAUGGAUGCGAUCUAUAUUAUGCAUUUUAUGGAUUAAGUCAACGUAUUAAUACAAUACUCGAUCAACAAUGUCACUGUCUUCACGUAAGUUUUAUUCAUAUACCAAAAAUAAAAUUUGAUUUAUGUUGUAAUCGUAUCCUACCACGCAUAAGUACUCGUAUUGUUUCAUUAACAUUAUGUGGUGAUUAUUCAUCAACACCUGGUCAAUUGACAUUAUUUGUAUCUCGUUUCAAUUCUCUAGCAAGUGUUUUUACUAAACUUGAAUCAUUCAAAUUAACUGAAUAUACUAAAUCUGACGUAGAAAUUCUUCUACCACAUUUGUCUAUGUUGACUCAACUAAAAUGUUUGUCAAUCGGAGAAUAUAAACGUUUAAUGCCAUUUACUAUUAAUAGAAAUGAAUUAUUCAAUGAAAAUGUGAUACUACCUAUUUCAUUGCGUAGUUUGGCAUUUCCAUAUGAAGUUUCAAAUGAAUGGUUUCAACCGUCAAGUACUACAAUAUCAUUCAUAGAACAAUUACAUGUUCAUCUUAUACAUAUGAAUGUAUUGUCUUCGUUUUUACAAAGAUUUCCUUAUUUGAAACGUUUAACAGCUGUUUUAACUGGUAUUAGUCAAAAUACUUUACGAAUAGGAAAUAUUUUUCAAUCAAAUGUUAUAUUACAUAGAUUACGAUAUUUGAACGUAAAUAUUACACGACGCGUAGUUUUUGAUGAUUUUGCUCGACUUCUUAGAAGUUUAACUGAACUUCAUUCAUUAUCACUUGAAGCACUCAAUCCUGAGUUAGAAUUUUUGCAAGCUCGUCGCUGGGAAACAGUUUUACCAUUAAAACUUUCUGUAUUUCGCUUUGACUUGACAAUGACAUUACCAUCAAAUCCUGAUCAUCUUGAACUAUUCGAACCAUUCAAAAGUCAGUAUUGGGUAUCUCGUGGUUGGUUUGUUCAAUGUCGUUUACGAGAUCGUGGUCGUUUUUUUCGCUUGUCUACGAUUCAAUCACCUAUAAUUACUAUUCUCUAUUGGCCAGAUGAUGAAGUAUUACUUGACUCAUCAACUACAACCGUAUAUUCAAAUGUUACUCACAUUGAACUUUGGUGGAAUUUAUCGAAAUCAACCCAAGCAAUAUGUCCUAAUGUACGUUCUAUUCAAUUAUAUGGUGCUGGUAAUUCUAAAGAUGAACCUGUUCAUCGAAAUAUUUUUGAUAUUUUACAAAAUCCAUCACUUGAACAUAUUAUUAUUAAUGAUAAUCUACCAAUCACUCAUACGAGAUUUGCAUCGAUUUUUGAUAUAUCAUCAGAUAAUAUUCAAACAUUGACUUGUUCUGCUCGUUGGUUAUUAUCAAUGUUAGAACAUAAACAAUAUGAAUGGAUUUGUCUAUUAACCACAAUACGUAUUCGAAAGUUGAUUAUUAAUAGUGAUGAUAUCAUUGUGUCUGAGACGAAUUUAAUUGCUUUUUGUCGAACGUUUAUUAAUUUACAUGAAAUAACAAUGAAAAUGAAAUCAAAAGAAGAUUUAUUUUUUCUUUUAAACAUACUUGAAAACUUAACUAUGGCAAAUAUUGAAUUACCCAGCAUUGCUUUCGAUAAUAUUACUGAUAAUAGGAAAUUGAUUGAAGAAAACACAAUACUUGUCGAUUUUGUUGUUCGUAAACAAAUUAUUUCAUUAGAUACUUGUAGAUUAAUUCUAUGGAUUGGUUCACGUCGCAUUUCAAAUCUUCAACGAACAAGAAGUGAUCUAUAUUUAAAACAUCCGAUUAUUCAUCAACAUUUGUCAUAG
This is a messenger RNA of Rotaria sp. Silwood1, 1830 nucleotides long. Lineage: Eukaryota; Metazoa; Rotifera; Eurotatoria; Philodinida; Philodinidae. The record is from the annotation of a GenBank genome assembly.